AUGACAGGCAUGUCACAACACACGUCGACGCGACGCGGAGCGCUCGUCGUGGUGGAGGGACUCGACCGCGCCGGCAAGUCAAGCCAAUGCGAGAUACUACAGAACUACCUCACGGAGCAAGGGCAUAAUGUAAAAUACAUUCGAUUCCCAGACAGGACCACGCCCAUCGGAAAGCUCAUAGAUAGCUAUCUACGCGGCUCAGCCAACCAAGAAGAUCACGCCAUCCACCUCCUAUUCUCCGCAAACCGCUGGGAGGUUGCCAAGAGCAUCGAAAAAGAUAUCAACAACGGUAUCACUGUCAUUGUGGACCGCUACUCAUACUCUGGAGCCGUGUAUUCCGCCGCCAAGGCCAACCCGACGCUCUCGCUGGAUUGGGCCUGGCAGCCCGAGCUCGGCCUCCCGCGUCCGGAUAUUUGCUUGUUCCUCAGUAUUUCGACUGAUGAAGCCGCCAAGCGUGGCGGUUAUGGGGCGGAAAGAUACGAGAAUGAAGCUAUGCAAACUCGCGUGCGCGACCUCUUCCGCACCUUGUUUGAACGCCAGAAGGACGUUUAUGUCGUCGAUGCUGGGAAAGCACUGAAGGAGGUAUCGAAAGAUAUUCAGACUGCCGUCUUGGACUGUCUCGCGCGUCUUGAUACUAUCGGGUCAUUGAGGACACUGGGGCCGCUCGCCAAUUAG
Penicillium maclennaniae is the source of this 675-nucleotide messenger RNA. Its product is annotated as bifunctional thymidylate/uridylate kinase. Gene Ontology annotation, cellular component: cytosol; cytoplasm; nucleus. The coding region runs from base 1 to 675 and encodes 224 amino acids. NCBI's taxonomy places the organism in Eukaryota, Fungi, Ascomycota, Eurotiomycetes, Eurotiales, Aspergillaceae. The record is from RefSeq and is a predicted model, not a curated record. The transcript is spliced from 2 exons. Gene Ontology annotation, molecular function: dTMP kinase activity; ATP binding. Gene Ontology annotation, biological process: dTDP biosynthetic process; dUDP biosynthetic process; dTTP biosynthetic process.